AUGUCCGAUCCCUUCGUCCUAAGUGAGGACAAUGUGCUUUACUAUGUGGGAACGAGGCCUCUGAGGAGUUACCAACAGCAAGAAGACGCGAUGCUGCGUCUAGUAGUACCCUCAACGAUGAUUCAAGAGGUACUACAGAACUGUCACGACUCGUUAGAAGGAGGCCAUCAAGGGAUCGCUUGGACUUUCUACAGAGUUAAGUUGGAUUACUAUAUGCGAGGCACGCGGUCCUGCCCGACUGUAGCUCAAGCAAAAGUCGACCAACGAUCCGUGGAUACUCUCCGGGGGGGCAUACUAGCGGAACGACCGUUUCAGGUUGUUUCGAUGGAUUUUGUAAUACACUUACCGAAGGCUCGGUGGAGUAACACAGCACUCUUACUAUUCCAAUGCGCAUUCACGGGGUAUGUGAUGGGCAAAGCUAUGGCAAAUACGACCGCUCUGAGAGUAGCCCAAGCGUUUGAAGAAUGCGUGUACCGGAGGUUCGGUGUACCUUCUCUCAUCAGACAUGACAGGGACCCUCGAUUCAUGAGCGACGUGUUCCAGUCGUUCACCGAAAUGAUGCAAUCGCGGUCUAGGGCAACUUUGAGUUACCGGCCCCAGGCCAAUGGCCAGCAAGAGCGCUCGGUCAAAACUUGUGUGUACGCGGAAGACCCACUGCAACAAGACUGGGACGAGAUUGCCGAGAAGUUGAUCUUUGCGAUCAACAACUCAAUGGACGCAAUGAGUAAAGAGACACCCUUUUUCCUCGUCCAUGGGUGGGACGCUCAGUCCACACUUAAGGCGAUGUCCUCGUCGCUCAAACGAUGA
Phytophthora megakarya is the source of this 807-nucleotide messenger RNA. NCBI's taxonomy places the organism in Eukaryota, Oomycota, Peronosporomycetes, Peronosporales, Peronosporaceae. The record is from the annotation of a GenBank genome assembly.